AUGCCUGCUUCCCAUGGGGCUGACGGUUGCGACUUCUCCGACGAGUCGGACUACGCCGACGAUGUGUUUUCAGACCACAGCGACGAAAAUACCGACGGGACUGAGGAGACCGACAGCGAGGACAGCGAUGACAGUGAUGCGGAGAUCUCAGAAGAAGACAAGCUUCCUCCUCCCGAACAUUAUGAGGCCGAGGAGACUACUCUCGAUGUCAAACGACUCCGGCAGCGCCGCUUGAGGAAAACCACAGUUGAUAACAUGGAUAGAGUCCGAGACCACUGGCACCGAUACUGCGAAUACAUGAGGAGGAGGGAUGUGCUCGACGCCUACCAGACCCUCUCAAUCCAAUCCCUUAAAGGGUUCCUUAGCUGGGCCUGCGAUCAGCGUCGCGGUAAAGGGGGAAGAAGGCGGCCGGGGAUCCAAGUCGUCAGCUCCCUGGAAACCUUCUGGAAGCAAUUUUCCCAGGUCUAUAAACAAGACACGGGCGACAGCAUCGACCCUCUGAUCAUGGCACAAGCACAGGAUGUGAUCGAGCUCAUCGCCGAUGAGAAGAAGCUCAGCCGCGAGAAGAGGCCGGGGGAGCCCAUGUACGUUGACGACCUGGCGGAGUACCUCCGCGUGCUUCUGGUCACGAACGAGAUGGAGUUUCUGGUCGGCUGGCUGCGCGUCGAGCUGAUCCUCUUCUGCCAGAUCGCGGGCGUCACGGGCAAUCGGCCAGAUGCCUUGACCCAGCUUCGGUAUCGGGAUCUGGAGCUCACGCUGGUCCGGGAUCCCCAUUCCAGCGCACCCCGUCUGUGCGUCGGGCUGACCGCCCACUUCACUAAGACUUUCUUGGGCAUGAAGGAUGCGAACACUUUUUGGCUUCCGGAGAUCAUCUACGACCCAACUCUGGUGCUCAGUCCUCAUGUCUUCCUCCUGGGAAUGCUGUUCUACAUCCAGGCAUUCAAGUCACCAGGUAUCAGACGCCCCGAGGAUCUCUACAGUCUGGGCGUCCUGAAUGGACUCAAUCAACAGCAACUACCGCUGCGGGAUGAUCUGGCGGACCUGUUCGUCUUCUGCUCAGCCGUCCGCGAAGGAGGUGGCGUCCGGAUUGCGCAUGAAAUCCGGUUGACCACAGCGUCGGUGCGGACUCGGAUGAAAAAGGGCGGCGAGAUCACGGGCUUCCAGCAGGUCACGAAGCCUUAUGUCCUCCGUGAUGCAGCGGCGAAGGGUUUUAACGAGAGCUCGGACGUGAGCGAUUCUCUCCAGAACCUGAUGCUCCAGCACGCCAGCAUCGAUACGUUCCUCAAACACUAUCUGGACCGAAACAUCACCGCUGAUGUCCUCAGCAUCUACCGUGGCCUCGAGCCGCAGAAGGCGCUGAUGAGGAUGGUGUGCUCGAUGAGCCGCUCCAUCGACCCUCGCCGACCGUGGAAGCUUACGCCGGAGCAGUCGAGAUCGGUAAAUGACCAGCCACCCAUCCUGAAGAUCGCUCGAAGAGUCGCACACCUGAAGAAGCGCCGUGACUCUACCGCAAGCUGGCUCCGUGGUCGGGUGGGACAGAGGUACCGGCGGAAGGCCGAGAAAGACCGACGAUGGGAAGCGAAAUACAGGCGCCGGGUUGAGAAGCACGAGAGGCGAGAUGAGAGAUAUCACAAGGCCGUUCGCCGGCUCCGAAACGAGAAACAACGCGCGAGGAUCGAGCUCAAGCGUAAGAUUCUAGAGCGAUACCGGCAGGAACAACCUGUGAUCGACAGCGAGCGGCAGCUCUCCGGAAAGGUCGUCGAUGAGGACGUGAGAAGUGCACUGGAGCGGUCUGGGUACAUGACGCCCGAACAGAUGAUCAUGAUCGACGCGGUCCUAACGCUGCCGCCAAAGACCCCAGAGGCGGAACUGCAACGACGGAUCACCGCCAUCCACGCUGUCAGUGCAUACUGCGGUGCUGAGGAGGGGCCGCUCUGCCGUCGACGUGGUCGUGGCUCCAGCCCCAAAACGACCACCGUGAAACCAAUGGCUGUCAAGGUGGAAGUGAUGGUCCAGCCACCUUCCAACACACUCCUUGAGUCGGCCGUUCGAGCGGUCCGGACGGAACGACGGCCCAAAAUAUGCUUUCUCUGUUUGCAGAACACCAAACUCUCGCUGGCGGACCGAGUCUAUUCAUUCCAUGAACCGGGGGACCUGACCAAACAUUUUCAGAGGCGGCAUCUGGAGAAGUUCCAGCCGAUGGAUUGCGAUACCUGCAACGUGAGGCUGAAAACCCUGAAAGAUCUUCUGUUCCAUGCGGAAACUGCACACGGAACCGUUACACGUUCGCCCAAGUACAGGAUGCUCGCAAAAUCCGGUGAACCCGGUGCCCCGACUGGCCGUCUGCCACCGAGCUCCCAACCAUCUUGGUACCCGCGUGGCAACCAGUGCGAGGAGGUCGAUCAUCAAGGUGGGAGUUCCAUGUGUGCCUGGAAGCCCCCGCUCGUCUCACAGACCAUUCGCAAUUCCUCACGCCCCCACCUGCCCCUCCGUUUCCCGUUCGCAUUUAAUCAAGGAUAA
This is a messenger RNA of Histoplasma mississippiense, 2520 nucleotides long. RefSeq lists its product with no specific name. The record is from RefSeq and is a predicted model, not a curated record. Lineage: Eukaryota; Fungi; Ascomycota; Eurotiomycetes; Onygenales; Ajellomycetaceae. The coding region runs from base 1 to 2520 and encodes 839 amino acids. The transcript is spliced from 5 exons.